AUGUGCGCUUUGGGCUACAACCCCGACACAGAGGCCACUUUCUUGCCCCUGAACCCGCGGGUUCACGUCUCCCCAACCCAGCUGGCAUGGCAUCCAUUCGACAUCCCCUCCAACGAACCGGUAGACUUCGUCGCUGGUCUGAAGACCGUCGCUGGAUCUGGAGACCCGACUCUCCGUGAGGGACUUGCAACUCACGUCUACACUGCAAACACAAGCAUGACCCAGAAAGCCUUUGUCAACUCCGACGGUGAGAUGCUCAUCGUCCCCCAACAGGGAGCAUUGGACAUCCAGACCGAAUUCGGUCCACUUUUCGUCCAACCAGGUGAAAUCGUCGUUAUUCCCCGCGGCAUCCGCUUCCGUGUCGAGCUUCCCGAUGGUCCUUCUCGCGGUUACAUCCUCGAAGUCUGGGGCUCUUGCUAUGAACUCCCCGAACUAGGCCCGCUGGGCGCCAACGGUCUAGCCAACGCGCGUGACUUCUUAACCCCGAUAGCCAAGUAUGAAAUUCGCCAGGAGGCGUGGGAAGUCGUAUACAAGCUGGGAGGCAAGUUCUUUGCCAGCACGCAGAACCACAGUCCAUUUGACGUUGUGGCCUGGCACGGUAACUAUGUUCCCUACAAAUACGACAUGACGAAAUUCGUCAACGUCGGCUCUAUCUCAGUCGACCACAUUGAUCCCUCCAUCUUCUGCGUUCUGACCGCUAAAUCCCGGGACCCGACUGCCCCUCUCGCCGACUUCCUCAUCUUCUCCCCCAGAUGGGACGUCGCAUCCAACACCUACCGUCCACCAUACUACCACCGCAACGCCGCCUCAGAGCUAAUGGGUCUCAUCUACGGCGACUACGGCGGCCGCUCCGACGCCUUCAAACCCGGCAGUGUCUCCUUCGAAUGUGGCAUGGUCCCCCACGGCGUCGCCUACGAAGAAUUCAAAGCCGCAAGCGAAGCCCCACCGCCAGUCAUGCGCAUCUCGGAGGCAUCCAUCGCAAUCAUGUUCGAGUCUUCCCGCGCCUUCACCAUCACCGACUACGCCUGGAACAGCGAGAAGCGGCACGAGCAUGAGCCUGCCAUGUGGGAUAACCUGGUGGACAACUUCUCGAAGCGCAAGGAUGAGGUGGAGGCGCUUUUGGCGAAGAAGGCGGCGGGUUUGAGGGUUUGA
This is a messenger RNA of Aspergillus oryzae RIB40, 1152 nucleotides long. Its product is annotated as putative homogentisate 1,2-dioxygenase. Lineage: Eukaryota; Fungi; Ascomycota; Eurotiomycetes; Eurotiales; Aspergillaceae. The transcript has 5 exons. Gene Ontology annotation, biological process: L-phenylalanine catabolic process. Gene Ontology annotation, cellular component: cytoplasm. Gene Ontology annotation, molecular function: homogentisate 1,2-dioxygenase activity. The coding region runs from base 1 to 1152 and encodes 383 amino acids. The record is from RefSeq and is a predicted model, not a curated record.